AACUGUAAUAACCGCAAUAACCAGAACCAGUGUCUCGCUGGAAAAUCCUUCAUUCUCUAGUUAUCCAAACAUCCCCAAAACACACACACACACACACUCUCUCUCUAUCUUCAGAGAGAAGUAUGGUCUCAGGCUCUUUGUCAAUACUCUCUUCCACAUCUUCAUUUCUAUCCAAUUCCAACACCGAUACAGCUUCCACUUCCAUAUCCACUAAACCCAGACCCAGAUCCUCCAACUCCUUCAAACGCAGCCUUGGCUUCCCCAAACCUCUCAAUUUGGCAAUCCCCAGAGCUUCGUUGAAACAGCUUAUUGAAGAUGGCUCUGCAGAGCAGUUUUUGCAGAACAAUUCCAUUGCAGACUUCAUGAGGUUCAAGAAGGGUGAUGGUGGUGUUGAUGGAGGAGGCACUGCGGAGUUACAGACUGCUGUGGUCAGCUACAGAAAGAAGUUUCCUUGGUCCCUUUUGCGCCCUUUUCUUCAGGUUGAUUUGGUUUCGACGAUUCACAUUGCGGAUAAAGAAUAUUUUGCAACCCUCCAGAAGGAACUUGAACCAUAUGACUGUGUCCUCUAUGAAAUGGUGGCUAGCAGAGAGAGUUUAGAAAAUAGAAGAAACGCCACUGCUACAAAAAGACUUAAAGGCUUACGCUCUCGAGGUUUUAACAUCCUCGGAUGCAUCCAGCGACAGAUGGCUCGAGUUCUUACGCUUGAUUUCCAAUUAGACUGUCUAGAUUACCAGGCUGAGAAUUGGUACCAUGCAGAUCUUGACUAUGAGACCUUCAAAUUACUUCAGAUUGAAAAAGGUGAAAGUUUUUUUACUUUUGCGAGAGAUAUGACUCUUCGAUCAACAAAAGCUAUGGUGCAGCCCCCUUCAAUUCCAGAAGACCUUGAUCCUUGGAGAACCAAGCUUCUAUGGGCUUCACGUGUGCUUCCUAUGCCACUUGUUGGCCUUCUCAUUAUUGGAAGUGUUUGUGAUACGGGAAGCCAGGCAUCAGAAUAUCCAGAACUUGAAGCCUUGUCUAGGCUUGAUCUUGGUGCUGCAAUGAAGGUCUUCUUGGCAAAGCGACUAACAUCUGAGUUUACACAGGUGACAGCAGACGUAGAGGACGGAUCUGUUAUUAUUGGUGAGAGGAACAGAGCUGCGUUAGAGGCACUUAGAAGAGCAAUGGAUGAGGGCAAUAAUAGGAUUGCCAUACUGUAUGGGGGUGGCCACAUGCCGGACUUAGGGAGAAGAUUACGAGAGGAGUUUGACCUAAUCCCUAACCGAGUGCAGUGGAUAACAGCUUGGUCUAUAAGGAAUCGGAUUCUAAAUAGCAAUUCCCUUCCAUUUCUUAAGACACUGGCCAAAGUCUCAGGUUGGCCACUAAAUCGCUACCAGACAUUGGCACUGCUCAUCUUUUCCUCAGUGCUGGCAAUAGAUCUUUGGUUUUGGGAGCUCUUUUUCGGCAAUGUAGUUAACUGGAUCUCGCAACUUGUAUCUGAAGUUUUUCAAUAUGUUGAUAAUGCACAGGUGAUGUGAUAAUUGUAACUCAUAUGCAUUUACUACUAGACAUUCUUUAUAAGCUUGUGUAAAUAUUUUAAACUUGUCUGAUUAAUAGAUAGUAAAUCACUUGGUCAGUCCAAA
Quercus robur (English oak) is the source of this 1619-nucleotide messenger RNA. RefSeq lists its product as uncharacterized. The transcript has 5 exons. The record is from RefSeq and is a predicted model, not a curated record. Lineage: Eukaryota; Viridiplantae; Streptophyta; Magnoliopsida; Fagales; Fagaceae. Bases 123 to 1514 code for a protein of 463 amino acids.